CGCCUUUGCACCGGUCUCUUCCUCCUCUGACUGACCUUCCGCUACCCAACACAUCAUGGACAAGGCAGAUCUCGAGACGUAUCAAGCUCAGCUUGACCAGGUCGAACUGGCCCUGCAGUCGGACCCGUCGAACACCGAGCUCUCGUCGCUCAAGGCCGAGCUGCAGGAGCUGAUCGAGCUCACGAAGGCCGCGAUCGCGCAGCAAGAGGUCGCCGCGUCGUCGUCAAAGGCAGAGACGUCGCGCAAGGCGGCGCAUGCGGCAGCGGCGGCCGCGCAGACGAAGGCGUUCGUCGCGGGCGAUGACUGCCUGGCCAAGUACUCGGGCGACGGGCAGUGGUACCCGGCGCGGGUCGCCUCCGUGGGCGGGUCUGCGGAGAACAGGCAGUACAGCGUCGUCUUCAAGGGCUACAACACGACCGAGCUCGUGAACGCGGCGCAGAUCAAGCCCGUGCCGCCCGGGUACGUCGCGCCCGCGCCUUCGGCGGCGGGCAAGCGGAAGCUGACGGUGGCGGAGGAGGAGGAGCGCGAGCGGAAGAAGAAGAAGAACGAGAAGAAGCUCGAGGUGAAGGCGCAGAAGGCCAAGGAGCAGACGGAGAAGCAGCAGACGUGGCAGAAGUUUGCGAAGAAGAGCGAGAAGAAAGGCAUCCACAUCGCGGGGGUGGCGGGUACGAGCAUCUUCAAGACACCGGAGAACCCGCUUGGCAAAGUCGGUGUCACGGGCAGUGGCAAGGGCAUGACGGAGGUCAAGUUGCCCGGCAAGCACAAGUUCGACCCGAGCCUAGACCAAGACGCCUGAAAGGGCGAUAUUCUUGAUAUUUAACUAUACGUUUCUGCUUUCUGUACCCUUUAUCCGCGGAUAAUAACUCCAUGCUCUGGAAGGCUGCAGGUGUCUGUCCGACCACAUUUCAAGAUCAUUGGCCGCUUUGCGGAAGGACGCCCAAACAAGCUAAGCCCACUCAUGACUUCUCCCGUCGGUACUGUGUGACCCUCAAAAAUGCUUCUUCUCCCGGACACCUACCCCAGAUGUUCUCGUCGCGACGCUCGCCGGUGGCAUGCCAAGUACUAUCGCCGUAUGUUGUAAAGCGUAUUUAGAUUGACUCAAAGACUGACUGGC
Phanerochaete carnosa HHB-10118-sp is the source of this 1114-nucleotide messenger RNA. RefSeq lists its product as uncharacterized. Gene Ontology annotation, biological process: negative regulation of DNA-templated transcription. NCBI's taxonomy places the organism in Eukaryota, Fungi, Basidiomycota, Agaricomycetes, Polyporales, Phanerochaetaceae. Gene Ontology annotation, molecular function: DNA-binding transcription factor activity. The transcript has 3 exons. The record is from RefSeq and is a predicted model, not a curated record. Bases 56 to 796 code for a protein of 246 amino acids.